UGUGGAGCGAACAGAGCUAGAGGGAAGGUGUGUGUGGGGGGGGGGGGGAUUAAGCGAAAGGCCGGUAAGAGGGUGGAGUGCAGGAGGAGGAGGGAUUGAGGCAGAAGGGAAUGAGGCGUGCAGGGAGAAAAGGCGUCAAUGCGGGGAGGUGCUGGGGAGAGAUAUUAAAGGAGAGCAGGUGUGCAGAGGUAUUUUAAAACUCUGUUGGAAGUCCUGCUGGCUCCUUCUCCACCACCCCCUUCCCCUUUCCACUUCUCCUCAGUGAAGUCUUGUUUUGGACAAAAGGUGCCUGAUGAGGGGGUGAGUUGGGUGUAUUUUAAAAUAUAUAUAUUUCAACCCUUUCCCCCUCUUCCAGCCUAACUGUUGUUUUCACAGCGACGGCCUCUCUCCCUUCCUGCGUUUUAAUGUACAAAAAGUGGGGUGUGGACGACCCCUUUAAUCCCUUGGGUUAGACGUGCAACCUCAUGUGAGCAUGAGGUAAAAUCGAAACCGGGUGGGGGCUGCAGUUGAAGUGAACCACCCAAGUCAGCUGGCGGGGGUGGGGUCUGUUUCACUCUUUUCUUUAAACAAAUCAUUGAUUUUCCAUGUUAGUGGAGGACCUGUGCCUCAGAUACCUCCCCUUUCUCAUUUUUGCUUCUCUUUCGCUUUCCACUGCAGCAUCACCUGAACUGAUCACGCUGCUCUCUCAGUCAGCAUCCUUCGUUCUAUUUUGAGCUCAGAUUUCAUUUCCCCUUUUUCUGACUCCUGCGAUAGGGGAAAGCAUUUCUGUGAACUCUUGCAUAGCCGAUGGGGGGGCUGUGAGAAGUGGGGAGGUUCUGAGAGUUACUCAGUUUGAUGGGAGUUCCCUACCCUGGAAAAUUCCUUCUGCAUAUGCUUAAACCCUGUGCUGGAAGCUAAAAUUAGUUUGCUCAGAACAAGAUCUUCUGGCUGUAGAUCCAAAGGGGCACCUGUCUUACUAAGCAGUUUGCAAUUUGCCCUAUGAAAGUUUUUCUCUCUUUCCUUUCUUCUGUUGCCUGUUGGAUUGUACAGCGUACUCUUUUUUUCCUGACCCUCCUUCCGAAGAUCCAGCAGGUUGGUUUUCAUUCCUGUGGCCUUUAACCUGGCCAAAUACCCCCCCUUCCCAUAGUGAGAAGUUGGGAGCUUUGUUUCUUCUCUUGAAACUUGUUUGGUUUUCUGAUACAAGGGCCCUUCCUGGAUGAAGAAAAGGGAGAAUGCUGAGGGAUGUUUCUGCUGCAGAAAAAGGUUCUUAGUUAAACCACUGUGCCAGUCAUUAAGUAGCUUAAGGAAACAUACGUGGAAAUGAAAAGAUUUUAAGUCCUGUUCUUCACAUCCAGAGCCCUAGGAGAAAGCUUAAGAGAGAGGAUAGGUUGCGCUGGGCAGGAACCUGUUGUUUGAAGGCUGCUUUAGAGAGCAAACUACUAAACCACCAAGCUGGGUCUCCACGGCAAAAUGAGUUUGGCUCUGGAGGCGUGCCGGGAGGGCUCUGAAACAUUGCUGCAUGGGGAAUUUGGGACCUAUCCCCCCAAAGGGACCCGGUAUGCCCUCAGCCUCACAUGGACAGAACUGCACAUCCAACGCCUGGUGCCCAAGCCAGACUCCGAUCACCGGACAGUGAUGCGCCUGGUUGAUGUGGCGGGGUGUCACACGCUGCGCAGUCAUACACUCGCUGAUCGGUCAGCUUACUUCUGCGUCUAUGCCUACCCGCUGAAGAAACGGAAAGUGGCAGUGGGUGCUGGCCGGGCACGGCAACGAACUGCGAGGACCUUUCAGGUUGAUGGUGCCGAGAGUUAUGCGGACAACCAAGCGUUAGCGGAGAAGUGGGCGGCUGCCAUCAAAUGCCUGGUGCUGGGGAUCCCCAUCUCGAGUGAGACAGAGAUUGCUCCCAGGCUCGUACCCCGCCCCCGCCGCCUGCUGCUUUUGCUCAACCCUUUCGGAGGCAAGGGGAACGGUCUGCAAUGGUGCCAGACCCACAUCCUACCCAUGAUCACAGAGGCCGACAUCAGCUUCAACUUGAUCCAGACAGAGAGACAGAACCACGCCAGGGAGUUAGUGCAGAGCAUCAGCUUAGCCGAAUGGGACGGCAUUGUGGCCCUUUCAGGAGACGGGCUUCUUUAUGAGGUGAUUAAUGGCUUGAUGGAACGGCCAGACUGGGAGGAAGCCAUUAAAAUGCCAGUUGGGAUUCUCCCCUGUGGGUCUGGAAAUGCACUGGCUGGAGCCAUUAACUGCUCUGCUGGGUUCGAGCAAGUCAUGGGCCAGGAGCUGCUGACCAACUGCACACUUAUGCUCUGCCAUGGGGCCGUCACCCCCAUGGACCUUGUGUCCAUCACAACUUUGUCAGGCUCUCGUUCCUUCUCCUUUUUGUCCAUGGCCUGGGGCUUCAUCUCCGACGUGGACAUUGAGAGCGAGAAGUACCGGCACAUGGGUGCUGCCCGGUUUACCGUGGGAACAGUGGUCCGCCUAGCAUCCCUCAACACGUACCGGGGCAGGCUGUCCUACUUGCCCGCUCCCGAUGCUGUGGCUCACCGGCCCAUCUUGCGUAGCAUCACUAUGUCGGCUAACGGGAGCAUCCCCUUCCAGCGUAUGCCCCUGCAUCGCACCGUCUCUGACAUAGGGCUCUGUGAGAAACGGCAUGCCUUCUCCGUCCAGGGGGUCGAGCCCACUGAUGAGCCUACCCCGUCACCCAACUCCCCACCUUCUUCCGGCUUCCAGCCUUCUAGCUUCGAUUUUGAGGCCUUGCAGGAGCAGCUGAUAGCCGAUGGCAAGGGACCAAGACUGGCAGAUCCAACAAUGGUUGCACCAAAUAUGUCUUCAGCCCGGUGCGUGCACGGCCCCUCGGAUCACUUCCUGGCCCCACUUGACCAGCCAGUGCCCAAGUCAUGGGUGACAGUGGAAGAUGAUUUUGUGUUGGUCUUGGCCAUCUACCAGACUCAUUUGAGUGCCGAUCUGCUCGCCAUACCCUUCGCCUGCUUCAACGAUGGCCUCAUCCACCUCUGCUAUGUCAAAGCAGGCAUCUCCCGGGCUGCCCUCAUUCGCCUCUUCUUGGCCAUGGAGAAAGGCACUCAGUUUGAACAGGAAUGCCCCUACCUCAUCAAUGUACCAGUCCGAGCCUUCCGCCUGGAACCCCUCACCCGCAAGGGCAUUCUGACCGUCGAUGGCGAGAGGGUGGAGUAUGGCCCCAUCCAAGGACAAGUCCACCACAGCAUGGCCAACCUGAUCACUGGCAUCCACAAGACUAAGAUUACGACCUUUUGACGCAGGUUCCCGCCACCUCAGUUUCAUGGGCACACAACAAAUCUGGGUUUUUUCCACUACAUGGCUGCAGGGGGGAGAGGAGGGGAGGGAGAGAGGGUGGGUGGUAGGAGAGGUGGCAGUGGAGAGAAGAGCCUCCUAACGUGCAAUACCCCCUUCAGGCACCAGAGGGAGAACUACUUAUGGCCACUCACUGCCCUUCUAGGCCUUUGAGCAUGCACCCCAUGUAUCUUCUUACUGAGCCUAUGAUAACAGGUCUUAACCCACCUGCCCCACCCCCUUUUCUCUCUUCUACAGUCCUCUACUGCUGUCCAAAGGAUAAUGUGAUCUACCUGCCCGUCUUAGGUAGUAUGAUUAAGGCAAGCAAACAAGAGCCAAUGCUUAUACUGCACAGGAUGACCUCACCUGUGUUGCAUAGGUCUAAUUUGGCAAGUCUGGGCUGCAUCUCCCCUGAAAAGGGAGCAGUUUGGCUACAGGAGUGGGUUGGAGAUGAAAUGCCCUUCCCCCCUCUUUUCCCCACAAGUCGUGGCUCACCUGAGCUCCUGUGCUGCUUCUAUGUACAUUCCCUCUGCCAAUACAUUGUUCCGACUUUUCUAACAUAUUGUAGAACUUUAGCAUGCUUACACUACCCUGGCUCACCAGUAGGGGAAACAGGUUUAAAACACUUCAGUCCCAUUGCUGUCUCCCUAAGAACAGGGAGCUUCCAGGCCUGGAACAGCAUGUGAGCUCCUGCCAGUGGGACCCGUAAUCGGUCCUGCUCUUCUUCAAGCUUCCUCUUCUCUUCCCCGUGCUUGGAGGGUCACUGCUUACCAUAUAGCCUGCUCCUCUAGUGCAGAAUGGGACCCCUAACCCUGGCCAGAAGGCUGCCCGCAAAGCCUGCAUUUGUUCAUGCUCGACAAAGGUGGGACCACAAGGCCAAGUGACAUACCAUCUAGGUUAACCUGCUGUUUGCCUCGGUGUGCCCCCCUCCAUGAAGGAUCAAGACUUGAACUGGACAUAUGAGAUAACGCCCCCCUCCCCGUCCCACCCUCUGGAACUAUCUACUCAUUUGUCUCCCUUUUAAACUACUAACACUAGAUCCCAAACCAAGGAGAUGGACCUUCUCUCUGGAGUCGCAUUGGUUCCUCUGCCAUUCCUUCUGAAGCGGGGACAGGGACCAAGGGUAUCUGGGGAAAAGAUGGGGGCCAUUUGGGUGGGGGGUUGCAGAAGGGGGAUAAGGUUAACUACAUCCAUUCCUGACAGUGGUCUUUUCCCCCGCUCCCUGGGAAUACACUGGAUGAAUGUAACUAGAUUUAUUUUGUGCGAUGGGGUAUGAAGGGUUUGAUUUUAGUAGGUUGAUUAUUUUCCCCCCACCAUGUGGGGAUUAACAAGCAAUUAAAAUGACCCAAUGUUGUUAA
Messenger RNA from Heteronotia binoei (common prickly gecko), 4646 nucleotides. It is a transcript of the gene SPHK2, whose product is annotated as sphingosine kinase 2. The coding region runs from base 1450 to 3252 and encodes 600 amino acids. The record is from RefSeq and is a predicted model, not a curated record. Gene Ontology annotation, cellular component: membrane; cytoplasm; intracellular membrane-bounded organelle. Gene Ontology annotation, biological process: positive regulation of apoptotic process; sphingosine biosynthetic process; sphinganine-1-phosphate biosynthetic process. The transcript has 5 exons. NCBI's taxonomy places the organism in Eukaryota, Metazoa, Chordata, Lepidosauria, Squamata, Gekkonidae.